Knipowitschia caucasica is the source of this 420-nucleotide messenger RNA. The record is from the annotation of a GenBank genome assembly. NCBI's taxonomy places the organism in Eukaryota, Metazoa, Chordata, Actinopteri, Gobiiformes, Gobiidae.
AUGAACCAGACUGAGAUGAACCAGACUGAGAUGAACCAGACUGAGAUGAACCAGACUGAGAUGAACCAGACUGAGAUGAACCAGACUGAGAUGAACCAGACUGAGAUGAACCAGGCUGAGAUGAACCAGACUGAGAUGAACCAGACUGAGAUGAACCAGACUGAGAUGAACCAGACUGAGAUGAACCAGACUGAGAUGAACCAGACUGAGAUGAACCAGACUGAGAUGAACCAGACUGAGAUGAACCAGACUGAGAUGAACCAGACUGAGAUGAACCAGACUGAGAUGAACCAGGCUGAGAUGAACCAGACUGAGAUGAACCAGACUGAGAUGAACCAGACUGAGAUGAACCAGACUGAGAUGAACCAGACUGCAGCAGAUCCAUCUCUCUGCAUCUGGACCAAACCCUGGAGACUCUGA